Messenger RNA from Colius striatus (speckled mousebird), 2902 nucleotides. Its product is annotated as patched domain-containing protein 3-like. Gene Ontology annotation, cellular component: membrane. Bases 53 to 2647 code for a protein of 864 amino acids. The transcript is spliced from 4 exons. NCBI's taxonomy places the organism in Eukaryota, Metazoa, Chordata, Aves, Coliiformes, Coliidae. The record is from RefSeq and is a predicted model, not a curated record.
CUCGGCGCAGCCAGAAGCCGCGCAGCAACAGCCCCGCGGCCCCGCGUCACCCAUGGCGCAGCCGCGGCGCCCCGCGGGCGGCUGCUCCUGCCGCAACACCGACUGCCUGGAGCGGCCGCUGAGGAGCCUCUUCCAAGGGCUGGGGAGCGCCGUGGCCGCCUGGCCCUGGCCGUUCCUGCUGCUGCCGCUGCUGCUGUCGGGCGGCUUGGGCGCCGGCUUCCUCUUCCUGCCGCAGCGGCAGGCCAACGACAUCGAGGGGCAGUUCACGCCGACCGGGGGGCCCGCCAAGGCCGAGCGCGACUUCGUGCUGCGGCGCUUCCCCGCCAACGACUCGGAGCGCUUCUCCGCCCCGCGGCUGCCCACCGAGGGCGCCUACGCCGCCCUGAUCGCCGUGGCGGCGGACGGCGGCUCGGUGCUGGAGUCGCCGGCCUGGCCCGACGUGCUGCGGCUGGACCGGGCGGUUCGCGACCGCGGCUACGAACAGGUCUGCGCCCGCAGCGCCGGCGCCUGCGAAAGCGCCAACCCGCUGCUGGGCGACGCGGCGCCGGCCCGGGACAACCUCACCUUCCCCGUCAGCCACGGCAGGUUCCUGGGGGCCGCGCUGGGCGGCGUGCGGACGGGCGACGACGGGCUGGUGCAGUCGGCGCGGGCCCUCAAGCUGCUCUACUACCUGCGGCAGGACGGCCCCGCGGCGGCGGAGAGCCGGCGGUGGCUGCAAAGCUUCCUGCGGGACAUCCCGGCGGAGCUGGCCACGUUGGGCUUCGCCUCCAUCCAGGUGACUUACUUUACCUCGCUGUCCAGACAACAGGAGUUUGAAGGAAAUACCAAGAGCGUCAUCCCGCUCUUCUCCAUAACCUAUUUCUUGACAAUAACCUUUUCAGUCGUCUCUUGCAUGAGACUGAGCUGUAUAAGAAAUAAUGUCUGGCUGGCGUGCUGCGGAGUGGUUUCUGCUGGUUUGGCUGUGCUAAGCAGCUUUGGAUUGAUGCUGUUCUGUGGAGUGCCAUUUGUGGUCACCGUAGCAAACGCGCCAUUUCUUAUUCUAGGAGUUGGUGUUGAUGACAUGUUCAUCAUGAUUGCUUCCUGGGAACAGAGUGCAAGAAAGAAAGGGAAAUCCGAUGUUCGAUCUCUGCUGGCUGAGACUUACGCAGAAGCGGCACUUUCUGUGACCAUCACCACUCUCACAGAUGUUUUGGCCUUCUUCGUGGGCACCUGGACUGCUUUUCGGUCCGUGAGAUCAUUUUGCCUCUAUACGGGCACUGCUUUUAUCUUCUGCUACAUGUAUACAUUGACCUUUUUUGGGGCAGUUCUCGUAUUAAAUCACAAGAGAGAGCAAGGGAACCGCCACUGGCUAACGUGUAUGCCUGUGGGAGUAGAAGAGCAGGCUGAGAAGUCCUGCUUGUACAACGCUUGCUGUAUAGGCAGCUGUUCUAGGCAGCAUCUCACACAACAGCGCGACAGUGAACACCCAAUGAGCGUGUUCUUUAAGAAGUACUAUGGUCCCUUCUUCACAAAUAAGUGGAUGAAGGUGCUUGUGGUGGUGCUGUAUGGAGCAUAUUUGGGUGGCAGCAUUUACGGAUGUACUCAGAUCAGGGAAGGCAUCGACCUUCGAAACCUGGCGAGUGACGACUCCUAUGUUAUUCCCUACUACGACGAUGACGACAAAUACUUCUCAACGUACGGACCCAGGGUCAUGGUUGUCAUUACUGAAAGCGUAGAUUACUGGAACGAGACCAUUCGUCUUGGCAUUGAGAACUGCACACAGAACCUGGAAGGCAUCUCCUAUGUCGAUAAGAACCUCUCAGAGUCAUGGCUGAGAGUAUACACAAGUCUUGCAGACAGUGGUUUGAUAGAUAUAAGCACCGAGACUCUUUUCAUCAAUAACUUAGCUGUGCUGUUCCAAAUUGUUCCCAGUUUUGCAUGGGACAUUAAUGUGACUCAGGAUAAAAUAGAAGCUUCACGCUUCUUCAUCCAGACGGUGAACGUGACCUCCGCCGUUGAUGAGAAGAACCUCCUCAAUGAGUUGAGAGAGAGAGCCCAGCAGUGCAGCAUUCCAUUCAUGGUGUACCACCCGGCGUUCAUCUACUACGACCAGUACCUGGUCAUCGUGCAGAACACCAUUCAGAACGUGGUCGUUGCGGCCGGGGCAAUGCUCCUGGUCUCCCUUUUGCUUAUUCCCAACCCCUUGUGUUGCUUGUGGGUGACCUUUGCUAUUGCUUCUGUGAUAGUUGGUGUUGCUGGUUUCAUGACGUUUUGGAACGUGAACCUGGAUUCCAUCUCCAUGAUCAACCUGGUCAUUUGCAUAGGGUUUUCAGUAGACUUUUCUGCUCAUAUUUCCUACGCCUUUGUGACGAGUGGAGAGUCAUCAGCCAACGGAAGGGCAAUCGAAGCCCUGUCCCUGCUUGGAUACCCAGUGUUACAAGGUGCAGUUUCUACCAUACUAGGAGUAGUUGUCCUGGCUGCAGCAAAAGCCUACAUCUUUAGGACAUUUUUCAAGAUCAUGUUCCUUGUUAUUUUGUUUGGGGCUCUUCACGGUCUUCUUUUUAUUCCGGUGUUUUUAACCUAUUCUGGAAACUUUGGCAGGUCACCCCGCAAUGGCAGCCCUAAAAAUCUAGAGCUUAGGUUUAGAAAUGAGAAAGAUUGUCCAUGACUCUGUUAAAUGUAAUGUAUGUUUCUUGUGUGUAGCUUCAAGUGCAGUGAUUUUCAGGGAAUAUAAGGAAUGGCGAAAAUGAAGGGCUGAAAAAUAAAGGCAUCAGGGAAGCAAAAGCUUCAAAAAGUCCAGGCAAGAAAAAUAACAGAAGAAGAACCUCAAAUGCACUUAAUGGAGUUGUAUUUCUCAUUUGCCUGACUAGUGCCUUAGUGUUGUUAAAUAUUUAUUUUUGUGAACUUGUAUAUUAAAAUUAUU